Molecule: messenger RNA, 4718 nt
Organism: Hyla sarda
Lineage: Eukaryota; Metazoa; Chordata; Amphibia; Anura; Hylidae
Gene: IPO7
Product: importin 7
Exons: 25
Coding region: 250-3363 (1037 amino acids)
Biological process (GO): protein import into nucleus
Cellular component (GO): nuclear envelope; cytosol
Molecular function (GO): small GTPase binding
Source: RefSeq, a predicted model, not a curated record
CGCUCUCUGCACAGGAUUUGAUACAUUGCUAUGAGUUUCAGUCUUGCAGCAGCAGGAGAUUCUCUUUUCCUGAAUUUUUCCUACAGACUACAUCUCCCGUGAGGCGUAGCGGCAGGGGCCGGAAGUGACGUGGGCGGCGCUGAGGGGGCGGAUCCAUCCGGGGCCUUGGCGCUCUCCUUCCUUUCGCGCCGGGCGCUGUGUGCGGCUCCAUGUGCGCAUCUCGUCUGUAGCCCCGGACACCGCCACAACAUGGACCCCAGCAUCCUGAUCGAGGCCCUGAGGGGCACCAUGGACCCGGCCCUGCGGGAGGCGGCCGAGAGACAGCUCAACGAGGCGCACAAGUCUGUGAACUUCGUGUCAACCCUCCUGCAGAUCACAAUGUCCGAGCAACUGGAUCUACCAGUACGACAAGCGGGUGUGAUCUAUCUGAAGAACAUGAUCACUCAGUAUUGGCCGGACCGUGAGGUGACCCCCGGUGAAGUGCCCACUCACACUAUCCCCGAGGAGGACCGGCACUGCAUCCGGGAGAACAUCGUGGAGGCCAUUAUCCAGUCCCCGGAGCUGAUCAGGGUCCAGCUCACCACCUGCAUCCACCACAUCAUCAAACACGACUACCCGAACCGCUGGACCGCCGUGGUGGAGAAGAUCGGCUUCUACCUGCAGUCAGACAACAGCGCCUGCUGGCUGGGGAUCCUGCUCUGCCUCUACCAGCUGGUGAAGAACUACGAAUAUAAGAAACCAGAAGAGAGGGCGCCGCUCAUCGCCGCUAUGCAACACUUCCUGCCCAUGCUGAAGGAGCGCUUCAUCCGUCUGCUUCCUGACCCCUCCGAGCAGUCUGUCCUGAUCCAGAAACAGAUCUUUAAGAUUUUCUAUGCCCUGGUCCAGUACACGUUACCCUUGGAACUGAUCAAUCAGCCCAGUCUGGCGGAAUGGAUAGAGAUCCUGAAGACCGUGGUGGAUCGGGAUGUUGUUGCAGAGACCCUGCAGGUUGAUGAGGAUGACCGGCCUGAGCUGCCAUGGUGGAAGUGUAAGAAGUGGGCGCUGCACAUCCUGGCCCGGCUGUUCGAGAGGUACGGGAGUCCGGGGAACGUGUCUAAGGAGUACAAUGAGUUCGCUGAAGUCUUCUUGAAGGCGUUUGCUGUUGGCGUUCAGCAGGUUCUGCUGAAGGUUCUCUACCAGUAUAAGGAGAAGCAGUAUAUGGCCCCGCGAGUCCUGCAGCAAACACUCAACUAUCUCAACCAGGGGGUGUCCCAUGCUGUGACGUGGAAGAACCUGAAGCCCCACAUCCAGGGCAUCAUCCAGGACGUCAUCUUCCCUCUGAUGUGUUACACGGACUCAGAUGAGGAGCUGUGGCAGGAAGACCCCUACGAGUACAUCCGCAUGAAGUUCGACGUGUUUGAAGACUUCAUCUCCCCCACGACAGCGGCGCAGACUCUGCUCUUCACGUCCUGCAGUAAGAGGAAAGAGGUUUUGCAGAAGACGAUGGGAUUUUGUUAUCAGAUUCUAACUGAGCCGACGGCGGACCCCCGGAAGAAGGACGGGGCCCUCCACAUGAUCGGCUCCCUGGCCGAAAUCCUGCUGAAGAAAAAGAUCUAUAAGGACCAGAUGGAGUUCAUGCUACAGAAUCACGUGUUUCCGCUGUUCAGCAGCGAGCUGGGCUACAUGAGGGCGCGGGCCUGCUGGGUCCUUCACUAUUUCUGCGAAGUAAAGUUUAAGAUCGACCAAAACCUGCAGACGGCUCUGGAGCUGACCAGACGGUGUCUCAUUGAUGACCAGGAGAUGCCAGUGAAGGUGGAGGCCGCCAUCGCCCUACAGGUUCUCAUCAGCAAUCAGGAAAAAGCCAAGGAGUACAUCGCCCCCUACAUCAGACCCGUCAUGCAGGCCUUGCUGCACAUCAUCCGGGAGACAGAGAACGAUGAUCUCACCAACGUGAUUCAGAAGAUGAUCUGCGAGUACAGCGAGGAGGUGACGCCCAUAGCGGUGGAGAUGACGCAGCACUUGGCGAUGACUUUCAAUCAGGUUAUACAGACGGGUCCGGACGAGGAGGGCAGCGACGACAAAGCCGUGACCGCCAUGGGGAUCCUCAACACCAUUGACACCCUGCUGAGUGUGGUGGAGGACCACAAGGAGAUCACUCAGCAGCUGGAAGGAAUCUGCCUCCAGGUCAUCGGCACCGUCCUCCAGCAGCACGUACUAGAGUUCUACGAGGAGAUCUUCUCGCUGGCGCACAGUCUCACCUGUCAGCAGGUGUCGGCUCAGAUGUGGCAGCUCCUACCGCUGGUGUUCGAGGUCUUUCAGCAGGACGGAUUUGAUUACUUCACAGAUAUGAUGCCUCUGCUGCACAACUACGUCACCGUGGACACAGACACCCUCCUGUCCGACACAAAGUAUCUGGAGAUGAUCUACAGUAUGUGCAAAAAGGUGCUCACUGGUGUCGCCGGGGAAGACGCCGAAUGUCACGCGGCAAAACUACUAGAAGUUGUCAUCUUACAGUGUAAGGGACGUGGGAUCGACCAGGUCAUCCCGUUAUUUGUUGAAGCCGCUCUGGAGAGGCUGACCCGGGAAGUGAAGACGAGCGAGCUGCGGACGAUGUGCCUCCAGGUGGCCAUAGCCGCCCUGUACUACAGCCCUCCCCUCCUCCUCAACACCCUAGAGAACCUGCGCUUCCCCAACACGGUGGAGCCGGUCACCAACCACUUCAUCAAGCAGUGGCUGAACGACGUGGACUGUUUCUUAGGGUUACACGAUCGUAAGAUCUGCGUCCUGGGACUUUGCGCUCUUAUAGAACUCGAUCAGAGGCCCCAGGUGUUGGCGGAGAUCUCCACGCAGAUCCUGCCGGCGUUCAUCCUCCUAUUCAACGGUCUGAAGAGAGCUUACGCCUGCCAUGCAGAGCAAGAGAACGACAGCGACGACGACGAGGAUGGCGAGGAGGAAGACGAGGCCGAACUCGGUAGCGAUGAAGACGACAUCGAUGAGGAUGGGCAGGAAUACCUGGAGAUGUUGGCCAAGCAGGCGGGAGAGGACGGGGACGACGACGACUGGGAGGAAGACGACGCUGAGGAGACGGCGCUCGAGGGUUACGCGACUCUGAUAGAUGAUGAAGAUAAUCCCGUAGACGAAUAUCAGAUAUUUAAAGCUAUAUUUCAGAAGCUGCAGGGACAGGACCCGGCCUGGUAUCAAACUCUCACACAAGGACUAAAUGAAGAACAAGGGAAACAGUUACAAGACAUUGCCACGCUGGCGGAUCAGAGGCGGGCGGCUCACGAAUCCAAAAUGAUUGAGAAGCACGGAGGCUACAAGUUCAACGCCCCAGUUGUGCCAAGUUCCUUUAAUUUUGGCGGCCCAGCCCCCGGAAUGAACUGAGCUCUCGUCUCCUUUCCUGCUAACGUGUGACUGAUUGUAGUGAGAAAAGCUUGUGUUCCUCCCGAUAGCGGAUCCAGAAGCGGCUCAUGUUCUGAACUCUGACCUAGGAUUCUGGAGAGUGAGAGAGACGCCACAUCCUGCGCCUCGGCCCGGGGACAGCAAACACGGGGGGUUCUUUAUAUACAGAUUUUUUUUUUUAUUUACUUUUUUUCCUUUUGUAUUUUUGUUUCUCAGCUUCUUUCUGAGACAUGAAGCCUCUCGGGGGGUAGAUGUCAUGGCGGCAGAUUUUUUUUUUUCUUUUUUUUCUUUUCCCUCUUUUUCCCCCACGAUCUGGUUGGACGUGCGGGGACUAUCCUGUCACAACUCACGAGGGCCAAUUUUACUUCACCGGUUUUAGUGUCUUUAGCCUGUCCCACAUUUGUUGCCUCCAUCCAUGUUCAUUCUUUUAUUGUACAAAACAAAAAAACUGAAAAAAAAAAAGUUUGGGAGGCAAAUGAAUUGUAGCCUUAGUUUAGGCGACUUUCCCGAUCGGAUAAACUGCGCCGGUCCUGAUGUAGAAUGUCGGACACUUGUAGCACUACACAAAAUAACGAUGAAUUAUGGGAAAUCUUUACAGCACUUUUAUACAUCACCUUCCCGCUUGGUGUAAAAAUAAUAAAUAAAAAUUACAAAAAAAUGAGAAUUUGGAAACAGAAUUUUCAGCGUCUGCGUUUGAAGGGACCUGGACGGUAUGGAGGAUAGUUUUGCGCAGUUCUGUUUUCUUGGCUCUGUGCCGGAGUCGCUCCCUGGAUGUGACUUGAAUUUGGUCAUGGGGGGGGGAUGGGGUUCAUUGCUGCUACCAUUUGGCGACGCCCUCUGUCCUUUUUUUGGGUUUUUUUUUCUUCACUUUUUCCUAAGACCUCUGCGGUGUAUGAUUCCAUUUGGAUACAGAGCAGCGCGGUCCUGCGGGGGCGCGGAGACGGCCUCCAUCUUCUGACGCAUGUUAUCAUUGGACAUGAAUCUCUACUCUCAAAGAGUUUGAAGUGUGUGGAUGAAACAUCUGUAUAUGCAAUCUAUUAAAAAAAGAUAUCAAGAUGAAUUUGGCUAAGUCCUGCCUCCGGCUCAUUCUCUGGUGCGGGGCCCGGUGCGCCUCCUAUUUACUUCCCCACAAUGUUUGGGCACCAGUUGCCCUGGUCACACGUCACCUUCUUGCUCCUCACACGUGUAACUUCUCUCACCUUGGCCCUUGGUCGCCUUUUGCGCUGCCGCCACUUUCCAUACUAAUAACUAAAGGAUUUCAGUCAUUUUUACAGAUUUCUGCCGUGUCCUAGUGAUCAGAAGUGGGAAUAAGGCUCAUGGGGGAGGGGAUUCCAAAA